AACCAUCAAAUCAACAAAGGCUGAAGAAAAAAACAAAUCGUCAUGUUUCAGCCAUUGGAGAUGUUUAUGGAAUACACCUCAGUGCAUGGUCUCGGACGCAUCGCUACUGUGAAACAUAUACUACACAAACUGUUGUGGACCGUUCUCUUUCUUGCCUCUCUCGGAAUGUGUAUAUACCAGGUUACUCGUUUGGGACAGCAAUUCGUUUCUAACCCGAUCAGCACCACCAUUUCACUUAAAUAUGAACCUCAGGAUUUCCCGUCUGUCUCCAUAUGUAACCUCAACCCUGCACAAUUUUCCAAAAUUGUUGGGAUCCGGGAAUUUCACCACAUCCUGCAUGAAUCUUCCGAUCACGGUGGUAUACCAUUAGAAAGAUUUAGAAACUUAAGUGGACUGACAUUUCCGCUGCCGAACUUCACAUAUACAGCAGACGAAAACUUCAACCUCAAUCAGUACGACCAUCCCCUCGGCAUGGCGAAGAAGCUGUUUGAAGCUCGUUUGGCGAACAUGCCCAUUGGAAAUCUAACUGCCCUGAACGACAAGUUCGAGUUGUUCAUAUUGGACUGCAAAUAUAGAGGAAACAAAUGUAACGAGCAGAAUUUCACCGUUGUUCGCGAAGGCCAUCGCAUAUGUUACAAAAUGAACAAUGAUUUGUUCUAUACAGAAACUGCUGGCCCUGAUGACGGACUUGAACUGAUCAUAUCUGUUGGACAAUCGGAAUUCAUUCCUUUGGUGACUGAAUCUGCUGGAGUGCGAGUGAUUAUACAGGAUGACGGCGCUGACAUAUUCUCUGGAAACGGCUUCAAUCUUCCCACCGGUUUCGAAAUCGACAUAGGCGUUUCGGUGUCUGAGACAUACAGAGAGGCGGGGCCAGAUCAGCGCUGUGAGGAAAACAGUCUCUGGCAAAGAAAAUUGGCUUGUUUGAUGAACUGUUCCAUUGCACACGCAACAAAAUACUGUCGGUGUGCACCAUACCAUGGCUACAGCGUGGAAAUCGAAGACACGUGUAUUACAGUGGAAGAUAUGAAAUGCUUAAAAGAUGAGACUGACUCGAUGCUGAAGAGUGAAACCUGUGCAGCCUGCAAGUUUCCGUGUUUCGAGAAAUCCUACAAAACACCCGUUUCGAUGUCGAGAUGGCCAUCUGAUGCUUACAGGGAAAUCCUGGCAGUGGACUACAACUGGGGGGACAAAGUUGAUAAAAUCAGAGCGGAUUUCAUGCGGCUUCGGGUGUAUUUCUCAACAAUGACCAAAGAAAUUAUCAAGGAAGAACUUUCUUACACGUCAGAGAACUUCGUCAGCGACAUUGGAGGGCAGCUUGGCUUGUGGGCGGGUCUGUCUGUACUGAGUCUUGCCGAGGUGGUUGAGCUUCUUGUUCUUUUGCUGCCGAACUUCACAUAUACAGCAGACGAAAACUUCAACCUCAAUCAGUACGACCAUCCCCUUGGCAUGGCGAAGAAGCUGUUUGAAGCUCGUUUGGCGAACAUGCCCAUUGAAAAUCUAACUGCCCUUAACGGCGAGUUCGAGUUGUUCAUAUUGGACUGCAAUUAUAGAGGAAACAAAUGUUACGAGCAGAAUUUCACCGUUGUUCGCGAAGGCCAUCGCAUAUGUUACAAAAUGAACAAUGAUUUGUUCUAUACAGAAACUGCUGGCCCUGAUGACGGACUUGAACUGAUCAUAUCUGUUGGACAAUCGGAAUUCAUUCCUUUGGUGACUGAAUCUGCUGGAGUGCGAGUGAUUAUACAGGAUGACGGCGCUGACAUAUUCUCUGGAAACGGCUUCAAUCUUCCCACCGGUUUCGAAAUCGACAUAGGCGUUUCGGUGUCUGAGACAUACAGAGAGGCGGGGCCAGAUCAGCGCUGUGAGGAAAACAGUAUCUGGCAAAGAAAAUUGGCUUGUUUGAUGAACUGUUCCAUUGCACACGCAACAAAAUACUGUCGGUGUGCACCAUACCAUGGCUACAGCGUGGACAUCGAAGACACGUGUAUUACAGUGGAAGAUAUGAAAUGCUUAAAAGAUGAGACGGGCUCGAUGCUGAAGAGUGAAACCUGUGCAGCCUGCAAGUUUCCGUGUUUCGAGAAAUCCUACAAAACACCCGUUUCGAUGUCGAGAUGGCCAUCUAAUGCUUACAGGGAAAUCCUGGCAGUGGACUACAACUGGGGGGACAAAGUUGAUAAAAUCAGAGCGGAUUUCAUGCGGCUUCGGGUGUAUUUCUCAACAAUGACCAAAGAAAUUAUCAAGGAAGAACUUUCUUACACGUCAGAGAACUUCGUCAGCGACAUUGGAGGGCAGCUUGGCUUGUGGGCAGGUCUGUCUGUACUGAGUCUUGCCGAGGUGGUUGAGCUUCUUGUUCUUUGGGUAACUCAUUGCUGCAAGAAGAAAAGCAGGACCAAUCACUCAGAUAUACCGCAAAAACACUCGGUCUCGGAGGAAUCCUAAAAGGUCAACUAGGAAGUGUUUGACUGGUCAGAAAUAGGGAAGAUUUUGGACAUCUCAACUUGCAGUUCGGCGUAUGAAUGUUUUUAACUUUUAUCGUGUUAAGCGCACACCUUUUUACCGAUAAUCAAACAACAUCUAUAACUUCAUGUCUAAUUUCAAGGAAAAAAUCUGUUGAGGAUUAAAGGGAUAAUACACAUACAUUUUGAACACAAGCAUUAAGGAGUGGGAUUAGUCUUACUAAAGCGCUAUACUGUGUAACAUGGAACGUUCGCUGUAUAAAU
This is a messenger RNA of Mizuhopecten yessoensis (Yesso scallop), 2717 nucleotides long. RefSeq names its product acid-sensing ion channel 4-like. Gene Ontology annotation, molecular function: ligand-gated sodium channel activity. Gene Ontology annotation, cellular component: membrane. The record is from RefSeq and is a predicted model, not a curated record. Lineage: Eukaryota; Metazoa; Mollusca; Bivalvia; Pectinida; Pectinidae. The transcript has 22 exons. Gene Ontology annotation, biological process: sodium ion transmembrane transport. The coding region runs from base 43 to 2436 and encodes 797 amino acids.